AUGACCAGCGAACCAUUUGGUAGUCUUGGUCCUGAUGGUAAACUUCAAGUUGGUACAUUUGACGGUGAUCUAAUAACUUGCACUUGGGUGGAUGAAUUUUUAUCUAUAGAGUUUUACAUCACUUUGUCUUUAAGUAGUGCUUCUCAUCAAUCUCAGAAAACUGCAAGUACAUAUCUUAAAGUAGGACAAAAACACAUGGCUGUAAUUCAGAAAAUGUAUGAUACGAUUGUUUAUGGCUUUAGAACUGCUCAGGCACUUGGUCAAUUGCAUAAGGAACUGAUUCGAACUCCAAAAAUCAUCGAAAAAUAUCAGUGCCAAUUUAAGAAACUAUUUCUAAAAAUAUUUGGAAUUUUUGAAGCAUGGGAAUGCUUUCAAAAUGAAUCAGGAACUCUUUUGAGAAUUCUGUAA
Scutellospora calospora is the source of this 408-nucleotide messenger RNA. The record is from the annotation of a GenBank genome assembly. NCBI's taxonomy places the organism in Eukaryota, Fungi, Glomeromycota, Glomeromycetes, Diversisporales, Gigasporaceae.